UGUUUGCUGAAAGCUCACCGCAGUCCAUUUAUUGCCCACAGCUUCAUUUAAGUGAACUGGUCUAGCAAGUUAUAGCCUCUGCGCUUGUGUCACGGAGCCCCACAUCGACCCGCUGGUGUACCUGCUGCACGGACACUGCGUCUUUGUCGCUGGCUGUUGUUUCCUCACUUUCACUGGACACAGCCAUGCGCUCCUUCACCGCGCUCCUCAUCUUUCUCGUCAUGUGUUUCGGAUUUAUUGGAUGUAAACCUUCGUCAUCGUGUCCAAGCGGACAGUUUAUGCUUAAAAAUCAGUGUGUCCUGUGUCAUCCCACCUGUUCCGAGUGCGACGGACACGAGCUGUUUGAAUGCACUACCUGUGGAGUUUAUGAAGAUGGACAGGAGCGUUUCCUUCAUCAAGGUCGCUGUAGGACACACUGCCCCAGGGCAUUAUAUCCUGACAGGGGUCACUAUGCCUGCCUGUCCUGCAUUGCCAAUUGUGAACUCUGCACAGAUGGCAACAUAUGUGCCAAAUGUCGGGAACACUACAAACUUCAGAAUGGGGUCUGCCAACCAGCUCUGUGUGAUAUAGGGCAGGUGCAGGACCCUGAUACAGGAGAGUGCAUUGACUGUGAAGUGGGCUGCAAAACAUGUUCUGCAGAAGACCCUGAGAUCUGCAACAGCUGCGUUCAAGGUUACUUUCUUUUCAGACACCAGUGUCGCAGACAUUGCCCUCAGGGCACCUACGAGGACCGUGAUAGGGGUGUCUGUCUGUCCUGCCCAGCACCAUGCGAAGACUGCAGGAACAACAAAUACUGCCUUGCCUGUCAGCCUGGUUACUUCCUCAAUGGAGGGGAGUGUAUGAAACAAUGUCCACAGCAAACCUUCAGUGACUCCAGUGGGUGGCGCUGCCAGCCUUGCCAUGGAUCAUGUCAGACCUGUCAUGGAUCUCAUUCAACAGACUGUGACCUUUGCCUCAGUGGAAACCUUCCUCUGCAUGGACAGUGCCCUCAGGUUAACUGCCCACUGGGACAAUAUUUUGAUGGGAAAUAUGGUGGAUGCCUUACGUGUGACACAUCCUGUAAGACCUGCUUUGGCCCACAGGCCCUGGAUUGUUCUUCUUGUUUCAAAGGAUAUUUUCUGGACCAGGAGAGUUCUUGUGUAGUACGGUGCCCUUCUGGUUCCUUUGCAAACCCUGCCACUCAGCUGUGUGAGGACUGUUCACCAAACUGUGACGACUGUGUGGACACUAGCGAUAACUGCAUCAGCUGUUCCAAAGGAAGCAGUAAACUUUUUCUACACCAGGGGAGGUGUUGGUCAAAUUGCCCAGAAGGUUUCUUUGAGACUUCAGACGGGUCAUGCCAAGCCUGCGACAGUUCCUGUCUUACAUGUGAUGAGAGCAAGUCCCAGUGUCUUUCCUGUGUAGAUGGACACUACUUAGAGAGGGGGUCAUGUAGACUGAACUGUUCACUGCAGACAUACCCAGCAGAUGAUGGUACCUGCAGACGCUGUUCUCCCCACUGUGAUGUUUGUUCAGAUGAAAGGACCUGUUUUAAAUGUACUUUCCUCUACUUGAUGCUGAACGGUGUGUGUAAGGCUAGCUGUCCUCUGGGCUAUUAUGAGGACAUGGAGGAGGGCCGCUGUGCUCAGUGCCAUCCUACCUGUGCCAGCUGUUCAGGGCCCCUGGCAGAUGACUGUGAGACUUGCUCAACCUUUAGUCCCAAACUCUAUAAAGGUGCAUGCCACAAGGACUGCCCUACUGGUACUUACUAUGAGGUAGCUGCUAUGGAGUGUCAAGAGUGUCACCAGACUUGUAACAGCUGCACUGGCCCAGAUCCCAAUCAGUGCACUCAGUGUGAGAAGGGACUCGUGCUGGAUCCAAAUACAUUAUUGUGCGGCGUGACAGGCGAUACAGCCUGCCCCCCAAGAACUUACCUACAUGAUGACCAGUUCACCUGCAUGGGUUGCCACCGGCACUGUCAGUCUUGUGAGGGUCCAGGCAGCGAUGAAUGUCAGACCUGCACCGUCCCCCGAUACCUUCACAACAGCACCUGUGUUAGUGAAUGUCCAGCUGGCACAUACAGCACAAGACAGGAAGCUGAUGGACAGGAGCUGGGAUUCUGUUUGCCAUGUGACCAUGUCUGCUCCACCUGCAUCGGGGCAUCACCCAGAGAUUGUCUGACUUGUUCUCCAGAAUACUUGCAGUUCUUUCAGCUCUGUGUCACCCAUUGUCCUACAGGGUAUUAUAAAGAGGGCUCCCACUGUCAGAAAUGUGACCCAUCCUGCGAGCUUUGCACAGGACCAGGACCUGAGUCCUGCAGGGCCUGUCCACCUCCUCUUCUGGAGCUGCAAGGCACCAAGCUGUGUGUUGAGCGCUGCCCGCAUCGUUUCUAUCAGCAUAAUGACAUCUGCAAACAGUGCCACACAAGCUGUCAGACUUGCACAGAUGCCACACCUCAAGGGUGUGUGACGUGCGACUGGGGCAGCACUCUGAAGGACAAAGUCUGCUAUCCACGUUGUGAGGAGGGGCGAUACUUCUCUGAAGAGGAAACCUGUGAGCCUUGUGACAGUUCCUGCAGGCACUGCACUGGCCCCAGAUCUAACCAGUGUCUGACUUGUCACAGAGAUUUUGGUCUUCACGCUGUCGAGAACCGCUGUGCCCGCUGCUGUCAGGCCGCAGAGAAUUACACCAGCUGCUGUGUUUGUGACAACCGUUCAGGACUUUGUGUGGAAACCCCACAACCCAAGUCAGGAGGCGGCAAGGAGACAGACAUGACUAUGUCCUCCAGAGCACUCAAACACACCUCAGCUGCCUUGCCCAUUGCCCUGCUACUGGCGGCAGGUUUGGCUCUGGCUGUGUUUGCUUUGAUCAAGGCUCACGCCAGGAAGAGGCUUUGCUGGAACCAGAGCUACGAGAGACUAAGUGGCAGCACUAGCAUCAACAUGCCCCACGGUGUGCCUGAGCCGGACAGCGGAGAUGAGGUGGAUGUUGUUUACACCAGUAGGGGUGGCUCUGUAUACCGACGCUACAGCUUCAUCCAUGAGCAGGACACAGAUGCAGACGAGUCUGUGGACGACAACAGCGAGUCUUAGAUUCAGACACACCAGAAUGUACAGAAACUGAAUGUAUUUUUGAUGUUCAGUAUCAGGACUGACAGAGAAUUCAAAGUAGCUUAGUUAAUGUUUAUAGGAGCAUGUAGUGGCUCUUUAAUUUAGUGUCCUUUUAAGUUGAAUUGUAUAUUUUUCUUCUACAAAGUGCCUGUAUCUAUUUAGUACACAUCAUUAGAUAAGUAUGUGAUCAGUAACCAACUACAUUUAUUUGUGCAAAUGUAUAUA
Melanotaenia boesemani (Boeseman's rainbowfish) is the source of this 3314-nucleotide messenger RNA. RefSeq names its product proprotein convertase subtilisin/kexin type 5. The record is from RefSeq and is a predicted model, not a curated record. Gene Ontology annotation, molecular function: protein binding. The transcript has 16 exons. Bases 186 to 3071 code for a protein of 961 amino acids. NCBI's taxonomy places the organism in Eukaryota, Metazoa, Chordata, Actinopteri, Atheriniformes, Melanotaeniidae.